This is a messenger RNA of Pelmatolapia mariae (spotted tilapia), 3538 nucleotides long. RefSeq names its product ligand dependent nuclear receptor corepressor (gene lcor). Gene Ontology annotation, cellular component: nucleus. Lineage: Eukaryota; Metazoa; Chordata; Actinopteri; Cichliformes; Cichlidae. Gene Ontology annotation, biological process: regulation of transcription by RNA polymerase II. The transcript is spliced from 7 exons. Bases 70 to 2151 code for a protein of 693 amino acids. The record is from RefSeq and is a predicted model, not a curated record. Gene Ontology annotation, molecular function: DNA binding.
CCACCGGUGACGUGCGCGCAGGGAAGCACCCAGCAGUAUGUGCGCGCCCACGGGAGGGGCCGAUAGAAAAUGGCGAGUCUGUGCAAAAGGCAGCAAUGCACGAUAGAGAGGCGCGGCUUUCGGCAGGAACUUGACUCUUGGAGGCACAAACUCAUUCACUGUGUAGGCUUUGAAAGCAUCUUGGAAGGCUUGUUUGGGCCGGGACUAGUCAAAGACAUCACCCUUUUCCAAGACUGCGAGCCAGAGGAAGUGUCUGACUGGUCCUUUGAUGAAAACUGUCUCUUCUGCUGCUUAAGACGUGAGAAAGUCAAGGAGCACAGCGUGGAGAACGGUGGAGGCAGCCACGUGCUGUCGGAGUGUGAAGACUUCAAACAGGAGCAGUCUCGGAUCAGCCGACUGGAGAGACAGGCUCAAGACUUCCUCAAUGCUGUGUUCCACAGAAAAGACCUCCCAAGUUUCUCAGACCCUCACAUUCCUCUAGUGGCUCGUGAGAUCAUGCAGCGAAUGAUCCGCCAGUUCGCUGCCGAAUAUACCUCAAAAACUACUCAGGACGACCCGCCCCUGCCCAACGGCACCAUGAAGGACCAAAGCCUGCCGAAAGCGGUGUCUCUGGCCCCGGCCCCCAGCUCUCCACCAGGGCCACUGGCUGCGCCAAACUCUCCUCCAUCAUCUGCCUCCUCCUCUCCAUCCCCGACCCCGGGACAAUGCUUCAGCCCCACCUCCGCUGCUGCUGCCUCGGCACUCGCCUGCACCCAGAGCAGCAACAGUACGGGAGCCAGUAAUGGUGGGGGAGGAGGAGGAGGCACGGCUGCUGCCUCUGCACAGAAUCCCGUCCUCAGCAAGCUUCUCAUGGCCGACCAGGACGGCCCGUUGGACCUCACCGUUAAGAAGAACCAGGCUGAUCCAGAGCCCAGCCAGCAGGAUGGCGUCCUAGACCUCUCCACAAAGAAGAACCACAGUGCAGGCAGCCCCAAAGCUUUGCUCAACUUCACCCCCAAACCUGGGCUCAAGGGACUUUCAAUCAAAGCAGAUCAUACCCUGCCAGAGGCGGAAGAGGAGGAUGGGCUGCUGCAGAAAAGUUUGCAGGAUGGAAUGAGGGAGAACUACGUCAACUCUAACUCCUUCAAGCCCCCACUGGCCCGCUCGCUGCGUAUUAAGGAAGAGCUUCUCAGCCAGAAGCAUCGCCUUCAGAGUCAACCUCCUGCUCUUUCACUGUCUAAUCUAGAGUCAGCUGGCUUGCUCAGUCAUAGCCAGUCCCAUUCCUUGCUUGGCCAAAAGGGUUCUUCUUCAUUUUGGGGAAGUAAGGCUCACCUUGAAAGCCUAAUGAAGCUGAAGCAGGCCAGUGGAGCUUUGAGCGACCUCAAAGACCUGCCUACAUUCCUGGAACAUCAACACCACAACCACCACGGAGCCUUCUCCUUUAAGAGUUCCCUUCAUCAUCACCACCACAAUCAGGUUUCCAAGGCCCAACAUCAUCACAUUGAAGGAAAGAGAGACCAAGGCCACUCUCCGCCUGUUGACCUGAAAAUCCCCCAGGUUCGGGGCAUGGAUCUUUCCUGGGAUUCCCAUUCCUCUGAGCUUUAUGGCUAUGGUGCCAUGGGGGUCGGGGGUGGUGGCCAUGGGGACAACACCCUGAGCCGGAAGCUAAGAGCCAUUCUGCCAAAGCAGAACCGCCGAGGAGGAAGCCUUGGGAGCCUCUUGGAUGGGGCCGCUGAAUAUUGGAACUCAGACUUGGACCACUCAAGUUCUGGGCCGGCGUACUCCAUCUCAGAUGUGGAAGGGGACCCAAGCUCCAAGCAGCCAAGGAAGAAGAGAGGCCGAUAUCGCCAGUACAACAGUGAGAUUCUGGAGGAGGCCAUAGCUGUAGUGAUGAGCGGGAAGAUGAGCGUGUCCAAGGCACAGAACAUGUAUGGGAUCCCACACAGCACCCUGGAGUACAAGGUCAAGGAGCGCAUGGGGACCCUGAAGAACCCCCCAAAGAAGAAGCUCAAGCUGAUGAUGAAGAUGGAAGCAGGAGGCCAGGAGUUUCCCAACGAGUCAGAGAACACGCCCACUGCAACCCCACGAGGCGACGGUGCAUCGCUAGCAGCUGCCGAGCUCAAGGACAAUGUAAAAGAAGAAAUCGAUGAUGAUUUCAAACCGAUCGACUAAACGACUUACACAUGUAAACCUCAACUGACUUAAGUAAUUUGAAAAUGGAUGGGGCUUUAUUUGUGCCAAUUUACUUUGCAGUAUCUGGGUGAGCACAAAUGCAGGAAUUAUAUGAGGAGGAUUCUUAAACUGGAGAGACACAACUAAUCGGAUGGUUCUUAACUAGUGUCAUUUGAGCGAUGCUAUAGAAGCAUUUGUUCAGCUUUUCUGUUCAGGGGCUUAACAAAUGCAGCUAAAGACAUUAGGUAAAUGACAAUUAUUUACGCAUGCUGAUAAUCCCCAACCCCCCAAAAUUCUCUCCCGUCUUUUAUGAACUUGAUACACUGAAGCAUUGCUGCUUAUAAAUGCAGUCUGCUUUGGAUUAAUAUGAUAAUGGUGGGGAAUAAAUAAGGGGAAGGUUGAAAAUUAACUCCUUAGAAGAAGUGACAAAUUGGUCCCUUUAUCACUCCCCUCUCGCUCAUCAAGUACUAGCUCAAAAUUGCAACUGUAAGGUUUAAUUGUACCAUUGAUAUUCCUCAGUUAGGGUUCGGAAUCAAACCCACUCUCUUAUUGCCAGGUAGCCAUGACGCUUUAACUGAAAAUCCUUUUCUUUCCUCCUUCAAAUAUUCUGCUAAUUUCCGUGCGGACGAAAAGCAAGAAUAACCCAUCCUUUUUAUGAACGAGAAGACACAAAAGUCAUUCAGGGAUGCAUGUUUGUGAGUUUCGUGGACACUACUGACUUCUAUAAUCGACUUCUUUUCCUCUAUCUUUUCGUUUGAUUUGUUUUGCUUUCUUUUGCACUACAUUUUGGGUCUGGCGCUUACAGACCAGGUUACCUCGGCAUUGUUGCCCAUGCAUCAUGCACUUAUUAUGGUCUGUCUCUGAAGCCCAGUCACAACUUUGCAAAGGGUCAGAGGUGCACAUCGCCUGCAUACGCUGAUUCAUAUUCAGAUGCAGGAGGCUUCUUUAACCCUCUUUUUUGCCAAGGGACAAUUUAAGGGGUGAUCUGCUUAUGGAUCAGCGGGGUUUUUUUAAGGCGGAAUGCUACCUCACGGACCUCCAUCAGUCUCUCACUGCUGAUCCUGGAAAGCCGGAGCCACCCGCAAACGGUGACUAAAGUGAGCUCACCCUCUCAUGAAGAUCGUUACUGGACAAAUGCCUUUUAGGAUCAGAAUGUGAAACUGUGCUGCUACCCAGUUCAUUAUCCAGUUCCUAUAGAGGCUUUAGUUAACCUAAGCUAAUGGAUUUUAGCUUCUUAGCUAAUGACACCAUAUUGCUGAUGUUUUUUUUUUCUUUCCUUUUUCUAAUCAAAACCAAGCAGAAGCAACUUACGUGAGUUUUAAAAGAAAUUCUUCUCCCUAAAACUUCAAAGAUGGUUUUAAAGGCAGUUUACUACAACAAUGUGCAU